Molecule: messenger RNA, 876 nt
Organism: Podospora anserina S mat+
Lineage: Eukaryota; Fungi; Ascomycota; Sordariomycetes; Sordariales; Podosporaceae
Exons: 4
Coding region: 1-876 (291 amino acids)
Biological process (GO): (1->6)-beta-D-glucan biosynthetic process; fungal-type cell wall biogenesis
Cellular component (GO): endoplasmic reticulum membrane
Source: RefSeq, a predicted model, not a curated record
AUGCGUAUCAGCCAAGCAGCCACCCUGCUGGCCUGCACAGCAGCAACCAGCGUCAACGCCUUUACCGAUUCCGCGCCCUUUAUCCUCUUCUCCUCCGCCGACCUCCCCACCCCGAACUCCAACCCCCAACUCCAAACAUCCUCCUCAGUCCUCUCCACAACCAAGUCCCUCCUCUCCGGCUGCCCAACAGACAAGUACAUCCUCAUCUCCCAACCCAACCUCCACGCGGCAGACAUUCGCACCUCGGAGCACUGCCUCCACACCCCCAACCUCUGCAAGGCCACCCGCGCCCAAAACACAAAGUCCGCCUUUAGCGUAGCAGAGGUUAUCGGGCAGAUUUCCGCCACCGAGCUAAAGGAGCUGGUCGCCCAGUCCUGCAAACAUGUCAAGGGGGGAGCGAUGCAGCUUUUGGAGGUGAGGAUGAGGGGUCUUCCUCCUGUUGUUGGGGGGGGGGAUGAGAAGGAGAGGGUGGAGAUUCUGGAGGAUAAUGAUCACAGACUUGGGGAGAGGAUGUCUGCCCUUGAUGAGGAGGGGGAGGGGUACACUGUUAUGGUUUUCUCGGACCCGGCUGAGUUGCCGCCUUAUAGGUCUGAGUUUGACGGGGUGGCUACGGGGCAUAUGGAUUUGAAGAGGGGAUUGGAUGAUGAGUUUGAGGGGGUGGUGGUGAAUAGGAGGGGGAAUGAGACGGAGAGGGAUACGAGGGGGUUGUUUGAGAAGUAUCAGUUUUUUACUCCUGGCAUCUUUAUGGCGCUGAUCACGCUGGUGAUUGUGCUGGCUAUUUUGACGGUUGGGCUGAAGGCGCUGGCUAGUUUGGAGGUGUCGUAUGGGGCGUUUGAUAAGGAGAUGGGGCCGGCUGCGCAGAAGAAGCAGCAGUAA